Molecule: messenger RNA, 5721 nt
Organism: Periophthalmus magnuspinnatus
Lineage: Eukaryota; Metazoa; Chordata; Actinopteri; Gobiiformes; Gobiidae
Exons: 14
Coding region: 125-1450 (441 amino acids)
Source: RefSeq, a predicted model, not a curated record
UCUUGUUUCUUCUGCAAACCUUGAGCUCCACUCUUUCAUACGACUCUGCAACUGCACGCGUUUUGACAUAGUAACCUAUAUCUGUUGUGCUCUGUACGAGAAGACAAAUUACCAACACGCAAAGAUGAUGUGGGCAGGGUUGGCCCUCCUGGUGACUGCCCUCAAUGUGGAGUCCUACAUAGUACGGGACCAGCAUGAGCGUCUGUCUCAUGGUCGACAGUUGAAGAUUUAUUUACCCAAAAGUACAGAGAAAUUGGAAUUCAUCCCAGCGGACGACCCCCGGCAGACACUGGUUUACUGGGACAAACUGAGGUCAAGCAGUCGGGCAUUGAGGGGUCAGGUGUCUGGGUCGGGUAGUGACCGGCGCUGGUACCUGGAACAGGUGACAUAUGACGAUCAGGGAACGUACAUCCAGAAAGACUAUUGGGACAAAGAGAUUUCUACGCUCAAAGUGGCCGUGAUGACUAAAAAAAACUACAUAAAACGUGUGGCAGGGAGAAACCUGUAUAUUUCAUUAGAAGGCAUCAGACAAGAAGACGCUUCACUUGAAUUCUCUGGAGGGUCUGCUAAUGUUACACUGGUCAGAGAUGGCGCUCUUGUGUCUCAGGAACUGGCUGAUUAUUUUGACAGAGUUCGUUUCAGUCAUAAAAACAUUGAGAUUGUCUCAGUCAACUACAGUGAUGUGGGACAUUAUCACCUCAGUGACCGCAAAGGACGCCUGGUGUCUGUGACCAAGCUGGACCUCACGGAUGUAGAUGACGAAGUGAAUGGGAACCCGCUCCUGGCUCUGCUGCUGCUCCUGGGAAUACCAGCCGGAAUUUGUUGCUGCUGCCGAAAGAAGAUUUUUAAGAAGAAAUCCACGACUGCCCAAACGCAGGCCUCUCCUGGUACAGUAGUCAUACCUAGUGGACCGGCUGGACCCUGUCCUCCGUACAACCAGCCACAGCCCGGAGGAGGAUAUUACCCAGCACCAGGCACCGACUUGGGUCCUUCCAUCCACCCUCCUCCCGCUGCCCCCGGCCCAGGACAGUGGAACGGCCCUCCCCCCUCUCCGGGUUUUAACCCAGCUUACCCGGCUCCAAACCCAGCAUACCCUGCUUCAAACCCAGGGUAUCCUCCUCAAAACCCGGGUUACCCCCCUGCAGGAGCUCCCCAAUGGAACGGUCCACCUCCAGCUGCUGGAGCCUACCCCUCAUACCCCCCUGCAUCCAACGCUCCUAUGGGUUACACUCCAGCUCCUAUGAUGUACAGUGAAGCUCCACCAAAAGAAGAGAUUAAAAUGGAAAACAUGGCUCCUGCUCCCACUGACCCUCUGCUGGCCCAGCCUCCACAGUCCUCGCCAUCCUCAGGCUCUGCCCCUCGGGUCCCCCCCUCCACUACAGAUGCACUGCAUUCAGCUGACAAUGCUGCUACUUUUGAUGUCGGCAAAACCUCCACCAACUUCCUCUAAAUAGCUAAUUAUUUAUCUGUUACCAAGUAAUAUACAGUGGGUGGGCAAUAUCGAAAAAAAAAAAAAUCACAUUUCUUUAUUUUUAUUGUCUCUAUGCCAAUGUUUUUAACAGUGCAUCAGGAAUUUGCUAAAAUGUGCCUGCAAAUGUCUUGGUUGUAUCACAUAAAAUGGAUCAUGAAUUAAAGGUGCUGUAUCUUUACAGCACCUUUGUAUCUGUCUCUGUAUCUGUAUGUAGUUUGUUAAAACAUGAAAAACAGAACUAGUUCAUUUUAACUGGUUUGCAAUGGUCCAAAGUUAUUCCUCACUUGUGGUGAAUAAUUACAAUUAUUCACCAUAAUGAAUUUGUAAGCACUUUUUAAAAUUUUUAUUUUUAUUUUUGCCAUGAUGGUAAAGUCAGCAAGAGCUAGCAUGCUAGUGGACUUAUUGUGAGUGGAUUUAUUUUGAGCUGCCUACACAUCUCUGUACUGGAAGAAGACAAAUUUUGCUCAAAUACAUGGGGAAAAAAUUGGGUACAGGUCCUCUAACCACAAAAGCGCAAAUAAUAUCACAUAUAUCCUUGUUUGGGAGAUUAUACUAGCAUCACUUUAUAGUUAUACUCAAUAUUCUAAUUUUGCAUACCUCCAAAAUAACAAUUGCAAUAUUAUCCAUUUUAUACAUCUCCCACCUCCUUUAUACAGGCCUUUAAGUCCGGAGUUGACUGGAUUUCACGCACAGGAUCAUAUUUUGUGAUCUUUCCAAGUUUGGUUAAUUUUGUUUUUAUUAGAACAAAGUGGUUAUGGAGAACUACUGUUGCAGUCUGUUAUUUGGGAAGUAAAUUUGCCACAAAUUUUUCAUAGAUUUUCAAAACUAAAUUAUAAAACAGGCUAAUCUGCUGGAAUAACCUGCAAAACUUGAAAAUAUAACAAAAAGAAAUGCAUCUAAAACUUUGCCAAUUUUCAAGAGAAUUAUUUUACUCAAAACUGUUUUAUGGUAUUAAGUUAGCUGAACAGCUUCCUUGAUACAAUACAGAUUAUUUGAAAUAGUUUAUGGAAAAAAUUAUUGCAUUAUUUCUUUUCUUUCCCUUGGAUCCCUUGGAUUUUGAGAUUGGUGAGUAUGUGCCCCUUUCAGCUCAGAAAAUAUCUAUAUUGAAAGAAAAUUCAUGAGUUGUUUAGGCCUUUAAAGUCACAGUAUUCAAGGUUUUUUUUUUUAUUUUGGCUGAAGAAACUUUUUGGCCUGGAGGAGGGUUUUAUCCUGCUUGUUUCUAUGAAAAUGUUGUUCUUUGGCUAUAAUCUUCCACAGUAUAGCAUAAAACUUAUCUCCAUGGAGAAUAUUCAGAAAUAUGGUUUUAACUUUCUCUUUCCAUGGAAUCAGGCAGGAGAUGUGCCACCUCCAGAAUGUUACAUACUGAGCCUUUUAAAAUUAUAAAACAUAAGGCCAACAUUUUCAGGUACAGGCAACUGUACCUAUAUUAUACCUUAUAUAGACUAGGGUAAAAUGCAGAAAAAUGCCAAAAAGAGAGUGCUUACAAGCUUACAUUAAUGUUAAACAUAAUGUCAAAGUGUCAAUGUCCUUAUUUAGUCAAAAUGAAGGACUACUAAUUCAUUAGAAAUAGUUUUGGUUUUUUUUCCAUUCUCCCAAAGAAUUUAAAUGAGGCCAUCCCAGAUUGACAUCACAAAGCUAACCUUAUUACUACUGUAAUAUAAAUCUGUCUUUUGCCAGUUAUAAUUACCAGUAUUGUUUCUUGACAUAAAUUAACAUUGAAAUGCCAAAUUUUGAAUGCUCUACUUGUUGAGAAUUGGUGAAUUUUACUGAUACAGUUUCAAACUACUACAACGUCAAUGUUCAAAUGUUUCAAAGUGUUUUAGUGCAUUAUUAAAAUUGUAUAUUAUUAUUUUUUGGAUGACAUGAUAUCACUAUAUUUGGAGUAGCAUAGGAAACUGUUACAUCAAGUUUAGUUACUAUAGGGAACACGGGUAUAGUAACUUCAUAUGUUUUUAAAUAUUGUUUUUAUCUUGCACUCCACUCCUCAUUGAGUUUUAUUUUAAGUAAGAGAAAGCAAAGUAUAUUUAGCUUUAAUUAUGUGUUUUUGCUGUAUAUUGUUGUAUCAAAAGGCCACUAUUCGCACAAACAACAUAUCUGAAUUUAGCUGAUUGAGACAUAAAGCAGUUGUUGAAAACAUCUUAAAGAGGGAUUAUUAUACAUAAUUGACUUUAUUAUAAUGCUAUUAUAAUGUUGUUCCUUCAUCAAAAACAUGCCUGAAGACGUUUUAUAUGUCAUCCAUGCAUGUUUGAGUAAUCUUGCGAUCUCUCCCAGGCCCUAUUUUGCUACGGUUAGCAGUAUGAGGCCAUAAUCCUUGUACAAGGUUUACCCACAAGCGUAUGCAACCCAUGCUCCGACGUGGCUAUUUUCCAUAAAUAUAAGAGCAGGCUACAAAACAACACACUACAACUUCACAAACUUAAUACAAUGUGCAGUAGUUUCAUUAGUGGAGUACACAUUGAUAAUGUCAUGACUUGGGGCAGAGAGCAAGGGCAGGGGGCCUCAGUGUCAAAAACGACAAUGUAUGAAGUGGGUAGAUCUUUAUUUAUCAUUUGUUUAUUUUAUUUAUCUAACUCAAAGUAUAAGAUAAAUAUUUCAUAACUAACCAUUUGCAAGUGUAUACAUGUCAAAUGAACUUCCUGCUUUGCUAUGGUGAAAUUACACCACUUUUGUUCUCAUCACUAUAAGCCUGUUGUCCAUCUCCACUGGGACAAUAUUUAAACAUAUUGGUUACUAAUAUUUAGUUUCAUUGUAUGCAUCAUGUUAAAGGUGCACUGUGUAACUUUUUCUGGUGGAGAGUAUAUACGUCAUUUGCUUGUCUCAAUGGAUAUGUUUUUGCUUUGGAAUGUUCCACAGUAUGGUAUUAAACAUGCCUAUCUAGAGACAAGUUUAAUUCCAUACAGUGGAACUUUACAGGCAAAAGAAAUAACAUCUCCAUGGAGACAACCAAUUGAUGGACCCUCCACCAGAGAAGUUAUAUGGUCCGCCUUAGUUUUUGGUCAGUUUGUGCCUUUUGAAUGUUGUUUUUGUUUUAUAUACUACUAUUAACAGACCUACUUUUAUUUUUGAAUGGUUUUGUCUUUGGUGUCACUAACAGUCUUCAGUGUUGUAAAUGUAACAGAACAUAGAAAAGGAUUUGUUUAUUUUAGGUAGUAUUAUCCGAUGGCUUUACAUGGUGGUGUAGUGAAACAUGUUAUGAUAGACAACAAAAUGAUUCAAUGUUUGUGAAUGUAAAACGCUACACUACAUAUAAAAUACAGAUAUUUUAGGGACUAUCAUAAGCUCCUACCUCUCAUUUUAUACUCCUGGGAAAAACUGUGAAAAUCUUUUAACUGUGGAUGCGUCCAUACUGGAAUAAAAAAUACACUGUAUUUUCAGUACAGUCAAAAUUUAAAUGCAUUUGCAAAUGAUUGGGUCAUUUCUUAGAUAUAGUAUUUCUUAGAUAUAGUAUGGUGGACUUCACUAACAUGGGGAGGCUGCAUUCACCUUCUGGACUUUGAUGUCAUUAUUUCAAAUGGAGGGCACAGGGCUGUAUAACUCUAUGAGAGAUUUGCUGUUUUUAAAAGGUAAUCCUGAAAUUGAAUCUUAUUAUUUGUUAAUCUUUCAUUUAUUGGUGGUUUUCAGAUUUACCUAUUGAUCACAUUGUACUUUGCCAUGAAAUAUAAUAGAAAAAACCACAAAUGUUUAACCUAAUCACUUCUAUUAUUGACUAAACCCUAGAACUUACUGUAUUACAACAGAAAUCUGAAUUUUAAUAUUAUAUUAUUGUGAUGUCAUCUGAAACAAAUCAAGAAUAACUAUACCUUAAUUAGUCUUAAUAAAGCACAGAAAGACUUAAUUCAUAACGAAGUUAGUUAAGAACAAAUAGGCCUUAGUAAGUAUUUAAUAUGAACUCCUUAGCCCUUAUUUAAGUAGAUGCUAAGCAUAAAUUAUUCCUAAACUAUUUGUUCAUAAUUAAGUCUCCAUGCUUUAUUAAGGUUGUGUAGUGAUUAAGUUUCAUGGCAAACUCCACAGAAAGUCUUGUUGUUUUCCCCAUCAACAUCAACAUAAAUUGUGCAAGUGGCUAAUUCUCCAUAUACUAUACUCCUGACUUACUAAUUGGAUGAAUUAAUUUUUCUUACCAGUGUGGACGCAUUCUCCUCUUCUUAAAUACUCACCUGUCAACAGCCUUUCUGUAAACAACUGCCUCAAACCUGACCUUUUUUAGUCUUUUACAAUUCUAGUAAAUACAAGAAUGUACUGUACAACUUCUG